CCAAACUGUAAACAUUCUGCCCGAGCGAUGAUCCCUUGCCCACAUGGAGAUUCUCGCCGUUUCGGACUGAGACCUUCUACAUGUCCACCCGAUGUCGCUGCCUGCUCUGCUCGUUCGAACGCAGUCGGAGGAUUCGCGAGAAGACGUAUGGAACGACGAUCCCGAACAUGCAUCAUCAUGAUCAUCAUAGAAAACACCGAGGUCGUCGUUGAAACCUGAAACAUGAUCGGGACUCCUGCUUCCCUUCAUGUCCCCCUCUACGCUCUGGAACGGCCAUCAAAGGGAACGAGAUCAACAUGACUGUGACGGCCGAUGGUGCGCAAAAGGACCUCCUGGAUUGAAAGAGACCGGAUCUUCCUGUUCCCCCCGAUCUCCUUUCGAUCAACUCGCACGCUGGCCGUCUUCCUUUGCAUCAUCCACAAAGUGUAAACAAUCGGAAUGAACAGUAUAUAGAGAGUACCAAGGGGAAAGUUGCCAGGAUGAUGGUCGUUCGGGCAAUCUCCUCGACAGGUCAAGAUCUCGAUUUAUCAUAUCUUUCGACUCGCCGGACGGUCCAUCAUAUACCUACGCCCUCUUCCUUCGCUCACCACGCAAUGCCCGUACUCCCUCCGGGGCUCUCGCCCGAGUUUCUCGAGCCCAUCUUGAAAGCCGAGCUCUCCAAGCACAAGUUCCUGAACCUGGGCGGUUUCCUCUUCGGUGCCCUUGUUGAUGCGACGUUGUUCGGGAUGAUGAUGGUCAUGCUCGGAUACUGGGUCAGCUACGUCCCCAAAGAGAGGCUGCACGUCAAGGUCAUCCUCGUAUGGGUCGUACUCUGCGCCGUCGCAUGUACAGGAUAUAAUUGUCACUUGAUAUGGUAUCACUUCAUCCAAAACUUUGGCAAAUGGACGCCGUUCGUCAUGGCCAAGUGGGUCGGCUGGUGGGCCAUAUUCGAUACCAUCACCGUCAUCCCGGUCCAAGCCUUCUAUGCGGAGAGGGCUUUCCGCCUGAUGGGCAACAAUUGGUGGUUGCUCGGUGUCAUCGUCCUCGGGAUGGCCUGUCAAGCUUCGGCGUCGAUUGCCGUUGCGGUUAUCACGGCCACUACACCAGGGUUCGAACAGGUCGAAGCAACGAAAGCGGUCGUCUACAUCUGGCUCACUGCGACGCUCUUCGUCGACUUGUGCUUGACCGGUUCCAUAAUCUAUGGUCUGCUGAAGAGCAAGACCGGUUAUAGCGAGACGUCUCGUUUGAUCAACAGGCUCGUCAUGAUUACUGUCGAAUCUUCCCUCGCAGCAACACUGGCGGCUGUGGGAUUCAUGAUCAACUACUGCAUCUGCGGGAGCGAUAACCUGUUCAUGCUCUUCUGGGAGAUGUUCCACCCGAAGCUUUAUGUGAUACCCUUCAUUGCGGUCCUCAACUCUAGGCUCGACCUACAACGAGGCUUUACGUCCAAUGGAGUCUCGGCGGAUUCGGACGCUACGUUCGCGCUGAGUACGUCUAGCCAGGAUCCGACACAUAGCAAGUUGGAACAGAUCAAGAUUGACACUACCACCGUCCGAGAGGAGCAUCCUGUUCUACCCUAUCGUGUCGGUCUGAAUCGUCGCACUCUGGAUGACGAGUCGAGUAUCGGUGCUCAUACGGCCGAUCACGGCGAUAGUUCGACUGCGUUGAACACGUUUGAGAGUUUCCGGCCUCGUAACCCCUUCUGAAGCGGACGUUUACUCUGUAUAGGCUCCUAGGUUUGAGGGUGUAGAUCGUAUUUAUAAUGAAAACAAUGGAUUCGUGGAGAUCCUGGCUCGUGUCGCAUAAGAUUCGCAC
Molecule: messenger RNA, 1794 nt
Organism: Filobasidium floriforme
Lineage: Eukaryota; Fungi; Basidiomycota; Tremellomycetes; Filobasidiales; Filobasidiaceae
Exons: 10
Coding region: 480-1685 (401 amino acids)
Source: RefSeq, a predicted model, not a curated record